ACAGGCCAGUUCCCGCCAAUUUUUCUCCAUUGUUCUGUUGCUCAUUCGUCGUGUUUACUCCACUGUUGAACGGUUGGAAUUAUUAUUCGUUUUUAGCAGUAAGAUUUAUCCAUCAGAUAUUUAUUUCGAUUCGUCAUGGUGAUCGAGACGAAAUCACUGGAGAAAUUUCGCCUGAAGAAUGAGGACGGCGAGGUCCAGACGUUCGACAGAGGAAUUGCGGAGUCCAAACACUUCGCUGGAAGAUUCACUCAGCAGAGUCAACAUUUUUCCAAACAGUUUUUCCAUGUUUACGCGUGCAGGCUCGAGGAGCUCAGGGGAAUUCUCGUUGAGAAUGCUCGGAAGAAAUGGGGAGAGGACAUAAAAAUCCUGCGGCUCGCAGAGGUCGAGAAUUUCGAGAACGAGCGUUGCAUAAUAAUAGGGACCCUCUUCAAGCACCAAUUGUGGAAGCCCUCGAUCCUUCGUGAGCUGAGCGAGGACACCCAGGAGUCCGGGGUGAUCCCCGAGAAGCACGAGAACUACUGCAGCAACAAAGACGUUCCCUUCCUGGAGGACGAGAUGUUGAGGAUCAAAAUCGUGGGGCCUAAAGUGGAGAUAUCUGAUGUAGUAACUGGGAUAGUGGUGGCACUGCUCGGAAAGAAGUUGGAGGAAGGAACAUUCGAGGUUGAGGACUGGUGCUACCCAGGAUGCGCCCCCAAGGCUCCCCCGAAGGGUCCAAUCUCUGAAGGAAAGAUUCUUAUGGUCUCUGGACUGGAUUUAGCUCAUAAUUCAGACACUUUGGCCCUUGGACUCCUCACUGAGUGGAUCACAGGGAUGGCAGGGACUCUGCCAGCGCAGGAAGAGACAUCAUCGAUCGUGAAUUUGCUAAUCGCUGGGAACAGCGUGAAGGCCACCAGCUCAGACGGUCACACAACGACGAAGGGGCUCAUGACAAACAGAGCCCAGGAGUCUGCGGAGACCUCUGAGAUAGCUUCAGCAGUGAAGAAGCUCGACGAACUGCUGUCGGAAAUCCUGGAAGACUGCCCUGUGACCCUGAUGCCAGGCCAGCACGACCCCACGAACCUCAUGCUCCCCCAGAAGCCCCUCAAUCGGUUCAUGCUGCGCAAUGCCCACAAGUACGAGAACUUCAGGGGAGCUCACAAUCCCUGGCUGGGGAGCAUUGGCGGCAGGAUGAUUGCUGGGUCCAGUGGACAACCCGUCGAGGACAUCAUGAGGGUCUGUGGGGAGGAGAACAAGAGGACUCCUCUUGAGUGGCUUGGGAAGACUCUCGAGUGGAGGCAUUACUGUCCCACUGCACCGGACACUCUUCCCUCUUAUCCUUAUCAUGAGAAGGAUUUGUUCAUCAUGCAGGAGUGCCCAGAUGUCUAUUUCGUGGGGAAUACUGACAAGUUUGAGAGCAAAAUUUUCAAGGGUGAAAAUGGAGAGGAAGUUCGACUGGUUUCAGUGCCAAAAUUCUCAUCCACCAGUACAGCAGUUCUCCUGGACCUCAAAACCCUCGAAGCCAGUCCCAUCUGCUUUGGAAAUAAUUAAACCCCAUUCUUUCACUAUCAUACUCGAAUUACAUAAAAAAUACUCUUGAUACUUUUUUCAUUCCGUUUCUUGCAAUAAAAAGUCAUAUUUGAGAGCAAAAUUUUCUAGGGGUUUUAAUUCAAUUCCUGAAGUCGGUGGAAGGCUUCAUCCCAUGUUCAUGUAUUUUAUUACCAUUUAUAUUUAUACCCAAGUUACUUAAUAACUUGAGGCAGUUCUCCUAGACCUCAAAACCGUCGAAACCAGUCUUAUACUCAAAUUACACAAAGAAAAAAAAAUACUCUUGACUUGGCACUUUUUUUUUUAUUUCAGUGUUUGAUGAA
Molecule: messenger RNA, 1847 nt
Organism: Diachasma alloeum
Lineage: Eukaryota; Metazoa; Arthropoda; Insecta; Hymenoptera; Braconidae
Product: DNA polymerase delta small subunit
Exons: 4
Coding region: 136-1527 (463 amino acids)
Biological process (GO): DNA strand elongation involved in DNA replication; DNA replication
Cellular component (GO): delta DNA polymerase complex
Molecular function (GO): DNA binding
Source: RefSeq, a predicted model, not a curated record